Saccostrea echinata is the source of this 1731-nucleotide messenger RNA. RefSeq names its product POU domain, class 6, transcription factor 2-like. Lineage: Eukaryota; Metazoa; Mollusca; Bivalvia; Ostreida; Ostreidae. The record is from RefSeq and is a predicted model, not a curated record. Bases 103 to 1446 code for a protein of 447 amino acids. The transcript has 5 exons.
CAUUCAUUUUUUAAUGAAACCAAGAGGUUGGCGUCGACAGACUGUGUUUAGAAGUAGCUACUGUUCAGAUUAAUUUUACUUGGAUUUUAGAACUUUUCGAAAAUGAAGGGAACAUUGUGUUUUUUAUUAUUGUCCAGUCUCACCAAUAUAAAUUGCCAGAGUCUCAGUCAUAUGCCAGUUAGAACUAAUAAAAGUGGAAUUAACGACCAUCGAACAAUGUUAAACCUUGGAUUAGGCCCUAGUUUUAGCAUGAAAGACAUAUUUAAAAACCAAGGACCAAAUAUUUUAUCAACAGGCACCAAUUCCAAAACAAGCCAGCUACCUAAACAGCAGCAGUUUACAUCUUUAUCUCAACAAAUUUCAGGUGCACUAGGACAAGGCCAGGUGCAAAAGGCCAACAGAGAACUGCUUCCACCACCAUCGCUUGGUUUCCAACCCUCUAUUAACGUAAAUGCGCCACCUGCUGCCGAAAAAUCAACACCAGUAGGACCAGACCCUUUGCCAAACACCGCAAAUGCAGGGACCCAAUCUGGGCCACCUAAAACUAAGCCAAAAGAGGCAGUCCCAUCAUCCAUACCUGUAGCUCAAUCAACAACUGCUAACAAAAACUCACUCACUCCUCAGGUAAAAUCAACUUUCAAUAACCCGCCAACUCAGCAAUCCAUUCCAUCUAAUACACUUUCAAACAGCAAUAUCCAAGCAUUUGUACCCACAGCUGCCCAGACCAGUACAGCUAAUAACGCUGUCAGCAACCCUACAUCCUCAACAGGUACUAGUCCAGCGGCUAAUCCAGAAUACAGCCAAUGGUUCGGAAACAAUGUUCCUUCAGAGGUCUCACAACUAACCCCGGAGCAAUUGUCAAUGAUGUCAGAAAGACAAGCUGAACAUUUAUUCAGAGUUCAGUUUCCACCGCUUCAGCCAACUCUCAAUGCUAAUAAGAUGCCAGGAACUCCCCAGAAUACAUGGACGUCAGGAAAUUCGAUGGGUGGAGCGAACCCAUUGGUCGGAAUGAUGAACCAAAUGCUCCAACGACGUAUCAAUACAAGAGUUUUAGAGGCAAUGAAUCCACAAGAGGCUGGAAUAGAAAUCCCUCCUUUUGCAAAAAAAAUUGUUUGCAAUGGAAUUGUGCCUCCGGCUCCAGGAAAUGAAACAGCUCUAAAAUUGGCAACAGAUGGUACUAUGGCUCGUGCGAAUGCUAUGGCCCAAGGACUAGAACUCAAGAUAAUGAAAGGUGCAAUUUUAUGCCACAAUAAACUGGCUGAAUAUCAAGCUUGUGACAUCACCCCCAACUCUGACAUAAGGAAGAUGCCAUGUCAACCAAACACUCCCAAUGCUUGUCAACCUGGUUGGUCCUGCAGUUUAUACUCUGGUCAAAUGAUUCCCAUUUGUUGUCCCAAAACAGUCAGACAGGCAGUUAUGAUAGAUGAAGGCAUCCCUGGGGCUUAGAUAACUUCCAACAUCAUUUUUACUACGAAAUUAUGGCUUGAUAUUGUGUUAAUCAUACUGCUGCAGAGAGCCGAUAUUCCUGCAUCCUAACAUCCAUGAUAUAGCUGAAUUAGGACAUUUUGUUACAAAAUGUUAUAUUCACCUUUUGCUCCAGUCCUACUUUUACAAAAAUAUGAAACUGAAAAACAGAAAAAGAGGAUAUUAGCAAUUUAUAUAACAGAAUUAAUUGCCUUUGUGUUUGCUCAUUGCUAAUGUUGUUAUUCAGAAUAAAACUGUCAAAAGAUA